This is a messenger RNA of Dioscorea cayenensis subsp. rotundata (Guinea yam), 759 nucleotides long. RefSeq names its product protein SIEVE ELEMENT OCCLUSION B-like. The coding region runs from base 1 to 759 and encodes 252 amino acids. Gene Ontology annotation, biological process: phloem development. The transcript has 3 exons. The record is from RefSeq and is a predicted model, not a curated record. NCBI's taxonomy places the organism in Eukaryota, Viridiplantae, Streptophyta, Magnoliopsida, Dioscoreales, Dioscoreaceae.
AUGGCCGGAACAGUAGUUGUUCCCAUGCAAAAGAUGCAGCUGAUCAAAGGAGAACGCCACCUUUUCUCAUCCUCAGACGACAGUGUGGUAAUGAAGCAGAUCAUGGCGACACAUGCGCCGGACAGCCGUGAGGUGGAUGUAAGGCCCAUCUUGGAUAUUGUUGAAGAUAUCUUGAAAAGAGCCAACCCUUCUUACAUCUUGAUGCCACAAACUCAGCUAGAAGUGGUUGAGGCCGGUACACAUCCUGCUGAAGUUGUUUCUAUGCUUGAAGCUUUAGCAUACACUGUCCACAGAAUGUCAAGCGAGAUAAAUUACAAAUGCUCAAUUGGUGGAGAUGCACAUGCAACAACGCUGGCUCUGUUGCAAUCUCUGUCAAGCUACACUUGGGAUGCCAAACUUGUCAUUGUCCUGGCAGCCUUUGCCAUUAGCUACGGCGAGUUCUGGCUCACUACUCAACUCCACACUGUGAAUCCUCUGGCCAAGCCAUUGGCACAUCUAAAGCAGCUUCCAAACAUGCUGGAACACACUGAUAUCCUAAAGCCAAGGUUUGAUGCCAUUAAUAAUCUAAUAGAGGCCAUGCUUGAAGUCACCAAAUGCAUUGUUGAGUUCAGAGAGCUGCCAUCUGAGUACAUAUCUCAUGAUGCACCGGAGAUGGCCAUGGCCUUGGCUCAUGUCCCAACUGCUGUUUAUUGGACCAUUAGAGGUGUCAUUGCUUCUACCUCUCAGAUCGUUAGUCUCGUUGGUCUUGGCCAUGAGUAA